UUCAAAAUGUCAGCCUACAUAGAUUUGGGACUCAUUGGAACAAUUAGCGAAAAUGAUGAAGUUAAAGUUGCUUCAGAAAGUUCUGACAGUGAGGAAGAGGUGCAAAAAGAGAAGAAGAAGAAAAAGAAGAUGAAAACAGAUUUUAACAACGCAUUUUCAUUUGCAGAUCAGGAGGAUCCCUUCAAAGGAUUUAAAAGCAUAAAAUUAAAGUUUGCCAAGAAAGCCGAUCCUACCUUCACACUGGAUGAGAAGAUUGAAGCUGCAAGAAAGAGGAGAAAAUUACAGAAUGGAGAUGAUAUACAGGAAGACAGUGAGGAGGAAACAAAGGGAGACAAUCCAGAUGAAGAGCUGGAGCAAGAUGUUGACUCUUCAGAUGGAGAAUUUGUAGCAGACACUUUGAGGACAAAAGAGAAGAAGAAGAAAAAGAAGAGAAAGAGGAAAGGGGAGCCAGACUCGGAUGAGGAACAGGUAGGGGAAAAGAUUCAGUUUUCUGAGCGGAUUGACACUUACGACAGAAACUCUUCCUUCAGCGAUAUGAACAUCUCAAGGCCUCUAAUGAAGGCUCUGGGUCUGUUAAACUUCGAGCAGCCCACCCCUAUACAGUCAGCGACGAUCCCCAUAGCUCUGCUGGGCCGGGAUAUUUGUGCAUGUGCCGUCACUGGGUCUGGUAAGACAGCUGCCUUCAUGUUACCCAUUCUGGAGCGUUUGCUGUACAAGCCAAAGGAAACCUCGGUGACCCGGGUUCUUGUUGUUGUACCAACUCGUGAACUGGCAGUACAGGUUCAUGCUGUCGCCAAGCAGCUGGCUAACUACACAAACAUACAGAUCACACUGGCAGCAGGUGGCCUUGACUUGAAAGCGCAAGAGGCUGCCCUGAGACUUGGCCCUGACAUUGUGAUAGCGACCCCAGGUCGUCUGAUUGACCAUCUACACAACUCACCCAGUUUCAACCUCAACAGUGUGGAGAUACUUGUGCUGGAUGAGGCAGACAGGAUGUUGGACGAGUAUUUCGCCGAGCAGAUGAAGGAGGUAAUCCGACUCUGUGCCCGUACACGACAGACCAUGCUGUUUUCUGCUACCAUGACGGAAGAGGUGAAGGAUCUUGCGGCUGUUUCCUUGGACAAGCCUGUGAAAGUGUUUAUAAAUGAGAAUACGGAUACGGCACUGGGGCUGAGACAGGAGUUUGUGAGGAUACGGGCCAACAGAGAGGGAGAUAGGGAAGCCAUUGUAGCAGCUUUGUUGAGCCGUACAUUCCCAGACCACUGCAUUGUGUUCAUACAGACAAAGAAGCAGGCCCACAGGAUGCACCUUGUCCUGGGGCUAUUGGGGAUUAAUGUUGGGGAGCUCCAUGGCAACCUCUCACAGGCCCAGCGUUUGGAUGCAUUAAGACGGUUCAAGGAAUCAGAGAUAGACAUCUUGUUGGCCACAGAUCUUGCAGCUAGGGGUCUCGAUAUAGACGGCAUCAAAACUGUUAUCAACUUUACAAUGCCGAACACUGUGAAGCAUUAUGUGCACAGGGUCGGGAGAACGGCUCGUGCUGGGAAAAGUGGCAGGUCCAUAUCCUUGGUUGGUGAGCAGGAGAGGAAGUUACUGAAGGAGGUCGUGAAGAAGGCCAAGACCCCUCUGAAGACUCGUAUAGUGCCACAAGAUGUGAUAGCAAAGUACCGAGAGCGAAUCUCUGCCCUGGAGAAGGACAUUGUGGAGAUAGAGCAAGCGGAAAAUGAGGAGCGGGAGAUGAGAGCCACGGAGAACCAGAUGAACAAGGCCACUAGGAUUCUGGAUGAGAACCAGCCCGACCAGGGGAAGAGGACCUGGUUCCAGUCCCACAAGGAAAGGUUGGCUGAGAAAGAGGCAUUGAGACUGGGUGAUUUCGAUAGUCUGCCUAGCAAGAUGAAGAAGAAAAAACUUACAAAAGAUCAGUUGAAGCAUAAGCCUAACACACCAGAAGACCGGUCAUUCUUUGAGAUUCAGAAGUCACAACAGUAUUCUGCCAAGUUUGCGAAGAAGACGGCCAGACAGCAGAAAGUGAUGGGGAUCACUGACUCUUCAUUAAAUAACAACAAUGCAAGUAAAAAGAAGAAGAAGAACAAGAUGAAGUCUGCGUUUGACAAGGAGCUGACCAACACUGGCCGGACUGCUGUCAGGCAGUACAGAGCAGGGCCAUCCUAUAAGGAGAGGAAGGAGCUUGGUUUAGGGGGCAAUAAAAAGAAAUCUGGUCAACAGAAAAACAUGAAAAGGAAAAGAUAAUCAGGAUUUGAAAUAAAUUGUAUUGUUCAGAAAUAAAUUGUUGAAAAUGUC
Molecule: messenger RNA, 2298 nt
Organism: Mya arenaria
Lineage: Eukaryota; Metazoa; Mollusca; Bivalvia; Myida; Myidae
Product: probable ATP-dependent RNA helicase DDX27
Exons: 21
Coding region: 7-2247 (746 amino acids)
Molecular function (GO): ATP binding; RNA helicase activity; nucleic acid binding
Source: RefSeq, a predicted model, not a curated record